AUGCAGCUGCUGCCCCGCCUCCACCACUCUCCAGCAGCGCACCUGCAGCGCAGUGCGGGCCCGGCAAGAUGAGGCUGCGCUCAUCGCUCUUCGCCGUCUGCGGCCUCCUGCUGCAGCUCUUCGGGAUGGCCAUCUUCCUGCGCGGCUUCUUCCCCGCUCCCGCAAACACUUUCGGCGCCGCCAAAGCCCGGGCAUCGGCCGCGCCGGCGGAGCCAGCCGGAGGCCUGGCAUCAAACCGGACAGGGCUACCAUCUCCAUUGUUUGGAAGAGUGGUGAUUAUGCUGGUGGAUGCUUUGAGGGAAGAUUUUGUGUUUGGACCUAAAGGAAAGCAAUUCAUGCCACAUACACAACAAUUGGUUGAGCGAGGUUCAUCACACAGUUUCAUUGCGAAGGCCUGGGCACCAACAGUUACCAUGCCCAGAAUUAAGGCAAUGAUGACUGGUAAAAUACCUGGAUUUAUUGAUAUUAUCAUGAACCUAAAUUCUCCCACUCUGCUGGAAGACAAUCUGAUCUGGCAGGCAAAAGCUGCUGGAAAAAGAACCAUGUUCUACGGUGAUGACACUUGGAUCCGAAUGUUUCCUGAUCAAUUUAUAGAACAUGAUGGAACUACAUCCUUCUUUGUGUCUGAUUACACUGAGGUUGAUGAAAAUGUAACACGACAUUUGGACAAAGUACUUGAAAGAAACGACUGGGAUCUAUUAAUUUUGCACUACCUUGGAUUAGAUCAUAUUGGCCAUCUGGCCGGACCCAACAGUCAUCUGAUUGGACCAAAACUCUCAGAAAUGGAUAAUAUUAUUCAGAAGAUUCAUACAGGACUUGUAUUCAAGGACGGUGAAGCCCCUCUACCUAAUUUAUUGAUAUUGUGUGGGGAUCAUGGUAUGUCAGAUACAGGUAGCCACGGAGGAUCGUCAAGUCAUGAAGUGAACACUCCACUAGUUUUUAUUAGCCCUGCCUUCAGAAAGAAAAAGUCAUUUGAAUCUGAAUACGUCGAGCAAACUGAUCUCACGUCCACUUUAGCAUUAGGAUUUGGUUUACCAAUCCCACGGAACAAUUUGGGACAUCUCAUUCCAUCUGUCUUCGAGGAAAGAUCUCUACGAGAACAGCUAAGAUAUUUGCAUCUUAAUGGCUACCAACUUAGUCUACUGAUUCAAGAGAGUAUUCCUGCAUUUGAGAAAGAUGCUGGGUACAAAUUAUUUCAAAUAGCGCAAAAAUCCCAUGGUUCUUGGAUCAAACUUUACUUGGAAGGUAACACUUCAGAGACUCUUGCAAACCUCGGAAAGAAGGUGUUGAGGCAGUAUUUGGAUGCAGUGAAGUUCAUGAGCUCCUCGCUUUCCAAAAUUGUGGCACAGUAUGAUUUGUACUCGAUGAUUGUAGGAACCAUCAUUGUGGUGGAGGUCAUUUUCCUCCUUGUCGUAUGUACCCCAGAGGCAUUGGGCAGCACUGCAGAAUUUGAAGUGCCUGUGUUUUCACCAUUCUACUCACUACUGUUCUACCUGCUGUGUCUGAUGUUUGCAGCUGUUCAUGUUGUUGUGUGCACAUCAACCUCAACAUCUUGCUACUUUUGCAGUCUAUCCUGGCUGCUGGUUGCAACAGUGGUCAUACUGAUAUCUGCCUUGCAGUGUGUGCUCUUUUCAACUCUUUGGAAGUGUUUUGCUAAUGGAAAACCUCAACAGAAGAGUUGUGCGGUAGAUUGUUCCAGCUGGUCAGAGCUGAACCUGGUCCUAUUGCUUGGGAGCAUUGGACACACUGUGAGUCUGGCCUCCAGCAGUUUUAUAGAAGAAGAACAUCAAACAUGGUUCUUUUUAGUCAACACACUUUUACUGGUGUUCUUUCAAGACACCUGCCGGAAAUAUUUUGCUGUCAGUGACCCAAAAGGUAAAGCCACAAAAUGGAAUCCAGAAGAUAUUGAUUGCAAUGAACAGCAGACCGCAAUCCAUGGCUUAUUUGAAACUUCCGAUCUUGACCCAAAAGAUGAUAAAUCAAAAAGUUAUACACGGUCCGAUAGAAAUUUUGAAAAAUUGUUGGUAUUAUCGAGUCCCUGGGUUAUCCUUGUGUUUUGUCGGCUGCUCCGCAGUCUAAAUCAGACAGGGAUCAAAUAUGCUGAGAAGCCCGACAUCGGCCACUGGCUGACAAGCUCCAAUCACAGAAUAGAACUCUCCACAUUGACAGCAAUUUCCCUGCUUUUGAUCUUUGUCUUGGUUCAGAAGAAGGGUUCCUUUGUUUCCAAAGCAGCUCUUGCAUUGGGGCUGGUGGGAAUUUACUGCUAUCGUGCAGCAGUUGGGAAUGUGGUUUUUCCAUGGAAGCUGGAUAAACAGUAUGUGUCCAAGGGUAUUAUCGAAGCACGUUUUGUUUACGUAUUUAUACUUGGCAUACUUUUCACGGGAGUUAAAGACCUUCUGAAAUCUGGAGUUGUUUCAUCUGACACAGUGACAAACAGUCGGGGACUCUGGGAAAUAUACAAUGGACUCGUGCUCUUGGCUGCAUUACUACUGCGCCCUCACAACCUGCCAGUGUUAUUGUUUAUCCUUUUGGUUCAAAUGAUUUUGACCAGAUUUAUUUGGCGGAUAUUGGAUUAUGAUGCAGCACAAAUUACCAUCAUAUAUUACUGGUUUGGCCAGGCCUCCUUUUAUUUUCAGGGAAAUUCAAACAGCAUCGCAACUGUGGAUAUUUCAGCUGGUUUUGUGGGUUUUGAGGACUAUGUGAAGCUACCGGCAAUCUUCCUAACGAUAUUUGGUACUUAUAUUGGCCCUCUGCUGUGGGCAGUGCACCUCACCUGUUAUAUGAGCUCAGAAAGAAGCAGGUAUUCUUCUGCUUCAGUUGGACACAGCUGUUACUGUUUUAUUCUGUUGCGGGCCAUUCCAGCAGCAGUUUACAUUAUUCUAAUUACCUCUCUACGCUAUCAUCUAUUUAUAUGGAGUGUUUUCUCACCUAAAUUACUCUAUGAAGGAAUGCACACGCUAGUGACAGCAGCAGCUUGUAUCAUGUUCACAGCAAUGGAUCAGAAAAGAAUGUUUAAAACUUUAUCUUAAAAACUGUAUUGCACUGAAUUUGCUUGUGGUGUUUUUCAAAAAAAUCUGUAAUGUAACAAAUUGUUGUAAAGGAAAACAUUUGAAUUGAUGGUGAUGCAAAUGAAACCUACACUUUUCUACUGUUUUUAUAAUUCACAAAUAUACCCCUGUGCUUGGGGUAGGGGCAUAAAGAGAUGGUCAGGAGUGGAUGGAGUUUCUCUUUUAAGCAUUAAAAAGACAACAACAGAUUGGUCUAUCACACAUCUUUACAAUCACAAUUCUAUAUCUUUUGUCUGGUCACAAUCCAGAUGUCUGUGUUGUUUUGAGAAAUCCACCUUUGCCCGUGUCCCCCUGUCCUCAUUGGGUCUGCAAAUUAUUUCCUUUUAGUUACCUAUCCUGUUCCCUUUUACAUGCUACAGUUGAAUUGUCUCCAUUUUCUUCAUUACUACCUCUGCUGUAGUUUAUUUAUGUUAGUGCAAAGCAGACUGCUAAAUAGCUGUUGACCGUUCGUGCUAUCAAAGGUUGGUUUCCUGCCCAUUGAAUGAUGUGCUUCUAUAAUCAGUCUGAAUUUGAAUAACAAUGUAAAUUUGUGUCUUUAGUGAUUUUAAACCAAUAGUUUUAAUGUUUCUCGAAGAUUUCCCAAGUCGUUUUUAUUAACCGAGUUAACUAAAUGUUAACUAAGAAUCGUUUUAUAAAAUGUCAGUCAUUAUUUUGAUGGGUUCAUUUUGACUGUGCUUGGUGUCCGUUAACAAUGGCCAUACGAGGUCAAAUAGCUGUGGGUUCAUGUCCAACUUUGGAGCUUUGAGGCAACAUUGAAGGCUGAUGUAGUGCAGUGUUGAUGGAACAUUACACACAGUUGAUGCUGUCCUAUUGAGAUUGAUGAAAAACAGGGAUACAAAAAGAAAGAUUCUAUAAAGUAAUCUUGAACUUAGUUAGACAUAGACAGAAUGUGGGAGCCCAGGGACACAGGUGGAGCCUCUAGCUGCUACAACUGUGGCAAGUGCGUCCAGCUUCAGCUCCUAAAUGACCGUGUUGGGGCACUGUCUCUCGAGAACAGAACACCUCUCUCUCGAGAAUGUUCAGAAUUUGGCUCGUGACAUCCUGAACCCAGCAGCAGGGAGGCAACAAACCAUCCUCGCAUCUCGUCUGCCGCCACAGAAUCUUCUGUCUGCUCCUCGGACAAUGGAGUCACCCACCACUAGGGCUCUGCCCUACGUUGGUCUCACCGGUCGAGUCCCAUUUCCAGGAUUGGAGCCACCGACAUGUCCGCCGCUCGGACUGGAAACAUCGUCUCCCCGGACAGUGCCCAAGAGGGCGUACCUGUUUUCAUUAGGCACAGCCACCUGGGUCUUCUGCACUCCACGAUUUCCUCCCUUUCUCUCCGUCACACACCUUGGUUCUUCCCCUAACCUUGGCGUGACCACCUCACUGUGGGUCCUGUCCAGCAAACUCUCGUUUUCCUGGAUGGGCCAGUUAGAAACUGGCAAGUAUGAUGUUGGAAUUACUGAGACAUGGCUGCAAGAGGGCCAGGGCUGGGAACUGAAUAUUCAAGGGUAUACCUCCUAUCGAAAAGACAGACAGGUGAGGUGGGCAGAGGGGGUGGGGUUGCCCUUUUGGUGAGGAAUGAAAUUCAGUCCCUUGCAAGGGAUGACAUUGAAGCAGGAGAUGUGGAGUCAGUAUGGAUAGAACUAAGGAAUUGUAAGGGUAAAAAGACCUUAAUGGGACUAAUCUACAGGCCCCCCAAACUGUAGCCUGGACAUAAGGCGCAAGUUGAAUCGAGUUAAAAUUGGCAUGUAGUAAAAGCAAUGCUGUGGUUGUUAUGGGACAUUUCAACAUGCAGGUAGACUGGGAAAAUCAGGUUGGUACUGGACCCCAAGAAAGGGACAUUGUAGAGUGCCUUCAUGAUGGAUUCUUUGAACAGCUUGUAUUGUAGCCGACCAGGGAGAAGGCAAUUCUGGAUUUAGUGUUAUGUAAUGAACCGGAUUUGAUGAAGGACCUCAAGGUUAAUGAGCCAUUAGGAGGCAGUGACCAUAACAUGGUCAGGUUUAAUCUACAAUUGGAGAGGGAGAAGAGUAGAUCGGAGGUGUCAGUGUUGCAGUUGAAUAAAGGGGACUAUGGGGCCAUGAGGGAGGAGCUGGCCAAAGUUGACUGGAAAGAUACACUAGCAGGGAUGACAGUGGAACAAAAAUGGCAGGUGUUUCUAGGAAUAAUACAGAAGGUGCAGGAUCAGUUCAUUCCUAGGAGGAAGAAAGAUUCCAAGGGGAGAAAGGGACGACCAUGGCUGACAAGGGACGUCAGGGACAGUAUAAAAAUUAAAGCGAAGAAGUACAACGUAGCAAAGAUGAGCGGGAAGCAAGAGGAUUGGGUAAUGUUUAAAGAACAACAGAAGAUAACCAAAAAGACAAUACGGGGAGAAAAGAUGAGGUACGAAGGUAAGCUAGCCAAGAAUAUAAAGCAGGAUAGUAAAAGCUUCUUUAGGUAUGUGAAGAGGAAAAAAUUAGUUAAGACCAAAGUUGGACCCUUGAAGACCGAAAAAGGUAAAUUUAUUAUGGGGAACAAGGAAAUGGCAGAUGAGUUGAACAGGUACUUUGGAUCUGUCUUCACUAAGGAGGACACAAACAAUCUUCCUGAUAUAGUAGUGACCAGAGGAUCUGGGGUGAUGGAGGAACUGAAGGAAAUCCACAUUAGGCAGGAAAUGAUGUUGGAUAGACUGAUGGGACUGAAGGCUGAUAAAUCCCCAGGGCCUGAUGGUCUGCAUCCCAGGGUACUUAAGGAAGUGGCUCUAGAAAUCGUGAAUGCAUUGGUGAUAAUUUUCCAAUGAUCUAUAGACUCGGGAUCAGUUCCUGUGGAUUGGAGGGUGGCUAAUGUUAUCCCACUUUUUAAGAAAGGCGGGAGAAAAUGGGGAAUUAUAGACCAGUUAGCCUGACAUCGGUGGUGGGGAAGAUGCUGGAGUCGAUUAUAAAAGAUGAGAUAGCCGCACAUUUGGAUAGCAGUAACAGGAUCGGUCCGAGUCAGCAUGGAUUUACGAAGGGGAAAUCAAGCUUGACUAAUCUUCUGGAAUUUUUUGAAGAUGUAACUAAGAAAAUGGACAAGGGAGAGCCAGUGGAUGUGGAGAGGGGAUCUCAUUGAAACAUAUAAGAUUGUUAAGGGCUUGGACACACUAGAGGCAAGAAACAUGUUCCUGAUGUUGGAGUCCAGAACCAGGGGCCACAGUUUAAGAAUAAGGAAUAAGUAGUAAGCCAUUUAGAACGGAGACGAGGAAACACUUUUUCUCACAGAGAGUGGUGGGUCUGUGGAAUUAUCUGCUUCAGAGGGUGGUGGAGGCAGUUUCUCUGGAUGCUUUCAAGAUAGGGCUCUUAAAAAUAGCAGAGUCAGGACAUGGGGAGAAGGCAGGAACGGAGUACUGAUUGGGGAUGAUCAGCCAUGAUCACAUUGAAUGGCGGUGCUGGCUCGAAGGGCUAAAUGGCCUACUCCUGCACCUAUUGUCUAUAUACCUGACCUCUUACUUUGAAAGCCAUAAUUUUAAACGUAGUCCCAUAAAAUCCAAAGGUGACUGAUUUAUUUUGUUAUAGAUUUGAUUGUGGUGUGAUUGAUUGUAGUUUCCAAACACUGGAGCUUGUAGAUGGACCACAGUGACAUUGUCUCUGCAAAAAUCUUAGAGUGCUGACAGAACUCAGCAGGUCAGAUUGCAUCUGUGUAAGGAAAUGGACAAGAAGUUUCAGAUCCAUCCUGUCUGGUUGCUGAGUUCUUCCAGCACUGUAUUUUGCUCAAGAUUCCACCAUCUGCAGUCCCCUUUGCAUUCCUUAUGAUUAUUUUUAUAGACUUUAUAAAAAUUUAAAACAAAUUUUAGACACUCCUUUCAAAUCUUGGUAGUUGUGCAAUAACACGUUAGUUACGUUCCUAAGAUACCUCGUGUUAUAGAAAAUCUCAAGACAAUUGUCAAUGGGGGAAAAGGGAGUUGGGGCUAGAGAGUUUCAGACUCAAAAUAACAAAGAUAUUUUUCCCCACAGGAAAUUCAAAACUAAAGAUCUUUUCAAUAGCAAUAAUUAUUUUUGUUGUUUAAAAAUAAUGUUACAUUGAUUAAUAGAGUAUCUUUGCACAAUCAAAGUGACUACUUGUCAAUUUCAGUGGCCGACCACAGUUAAAAUAGCAGCUAUCUUAAGAGACACUGUCUGAUUAAUGUUUUAGCUUUUCUUCUUGUUAAUUUCCAAGGUAACUUUUUAAUGGUUCUCUUGUUAUGGAGUUCUCUAAUUCAUAAUACGUUAUAUCCAAUGCAUGUUAAUGGAAAUGCAGAUUUUAGCAGAACUACCUAUACUGUGUUCAGACUGGAUGGUGGGAAUUGAUGGUCACUAAACGCAUCUUAUCUGUUCUUCCAAUUUACUACUUGAUAAUGACACCAAUUAUUUGAUCUAUUUUUUAAUGCAGAGGAAUAAAGUGACUUAUUUUUCAGAA
This is a messenger RNA of Leucoraja erinaceus (little skate), 7460 nucleotides long. It is a transcript of the gene pigg, whose product is annotated as phosphatidylinositol glycan anchor biosynthesis class G. Gene Ontology annotation, cellular component: endoplasmic reticulum membrane. Gene Ontology annotation, biological process: GPI anchor biosynthetic process. The coding region runs from base 69 to 3029 and encodes 986 amino acids. The record is from RefSeq and is a predicted model, not a curated record. The transcript has 13 exons. Lineage: Eukaryota; Metazoa; Chordata; Chondrichthyes; Rajiformes; Rajidae.